This is a messenger RNA of Malaya genurostris, 631 nucleotides long. It is a transcript of the gene Sf3b6, whose product is annotated as splicing factor 3B subunit 6. NCBI's taxonomy places the organism in Eukaryota, Metazoa, Arthropoda, Insecta, Diptera, Culicidae. Gene Ontology annotation, cellular component: ribonucleoprotein complex; nucleus; cytoplasm. The record is from RefSeq and is a predicted model, not a curated record. Bases 146 to 517 code for a protein of 123 amino acids. The transcript has 3 exons. Gene Ontology annotation, molecular function: mRNA binding.
UCACUGGGUAAAUUAGCGAUAGCAUCGUUGACAUUUCAUUCGUUUCAUUAGUCUAUCUUGAAUCAACUAAAAACAGCAUCGUUAAAAACAUUAAACAACAUUGAUUUGUGUGACAUAGUUAAUUGCAGCUAAAUAAUCUUUCGAAAUGGCUUUGGCUAUGCAAAAACGGAACAACGUGCGGCUACCUCCGGAGGUGAAUCGGGUUUUAUAUGUUCGAAAUCUUCCGUAUAAGAUCACUUCUGACGAGAUGUACGAUAUUUUCGGUAAAUACGGUGCUAUUCGACAAAUCAGAGUGGGUAAUACUCCGGAAACGCGUGGUACUGCCUUUGUGGUGUAUGAGGAUAUAUUUGAUGCCAAGAACGCCUGUGAUCACCUCUCUGGAUUCAAUGUUUGUAAUCGAUAUCUGGUGGUACUUUAUUACCAGUCGACAAAAGCCUUCAAGAGAUUGGACGUGGAUAAGAAACAGGACGAGCUCGACCAGAUGAAGGCGAAGUAUAAUAUUAAUUUCGACGAGUAAAAGUUAACAUAGUUUUUAUUUAUAAGCAUAGGCGAUACGAAUGAUUAAACAUUAUUUCAUAAGCUUACGAUUGUAUGUCAAUAAACUUUGUAACAAUCAUCUCUAAAACCUAAA